Messenger RNA from Apodemus sylvaticus (European woodmouse), 5198 nucleotides. RefSeq names its product RecQ mediated genome instability 1 (gene Rmi1). NCBI's taxonomy places the organism in Eukaryota, Metazoa, Chordata, Mammalia, Rodentia, Muridae. The record is from RefSeq and is a predicted model, not a curated record. Gene Ontology annotation, cellular component: RecQ family helicase-topoisomerase III complex; nuclear body. Gene Ontology annotation, biological process: double-strand break repair via homologous recombination; resolution of meiotic recombination intermediates. The transcript has 4 exons. Gene Ontology annotation, molecular function: nucleotide binding. Bases 1002 to 2852 code for a protein of 616 amino acids.
GGCCGCGGGGGGGUUUUCGAGCCCCGAGGGAGAUUCGUGGGAUUGGAGGAGAGACACCGGUGCGCGGCAGAUUGGGCGGGAAAGAGUGAGAGUAGGGGAAAGCAAACCCUAGGAACGGGGUAGGGAAGGCACAUCAGGCGGCGCGCGGCGGCGGGCGGUCUGCUCUCUGGCACGCGGCCCUGGGAUCACGCUGCUGGGUGAGGCGAGGCGGGAAGGCCAGGUCGGUGCUCGGCCCGGGUUCCGUCGCGUCUCGCUCGCUCCCUCCCCGCGCUGCGGGCUCUGCGCCCUUCCGCGGCGCCCGGGAAACCCGCUGUGCUAACGGCUCUCAGGGCGGGGGAGGUCUGGCGGCGGCACCCCUCGGCGCCUGCUCCGCGGGAGCCUGCACUCACUUCCCCGUCAACCCGCGCGGUGCAGAGCGCCGAACGCCGCAGCGCUCCCUGGGACCCUCCCGAGAAAGCUCGCAGGCACACGGUCCCACCAGGGCCGGCCCACCAGGGGGAGGACGCGUCACUUCGGGUGCUCCCCUCCCUCCUUCCCCUCUCGGAUGUCGUCUGUGGGAGUGAUCUCUGGUUAGCGAGGCGUUUGUGCGCGUGCACCCUGUCCUACCUCUUCCUUGGAUAAUCCCUAACUACGCACACCAGCGCCCCUGAAACAGCUGUCAGAGAGCGCUUGGGCAUCCUUUACUAGGCUGGCAGAAGCUGGCGAUGGAGGCGUUGGUGAGGCACAAAGUCAGCCCUGGGUGUGUAGGGUUGUGUAGACCUCCCGCCUCCGCCUCUCCUGGCAUUAAAGCAGCCGGGAGGCAGAGACGUGAAUCUUUGAGUUCCAGGACAGCCAGAGCUACAUAGUCAAACUGUCUCAAGAAACAAAACAAACACAAAAACUAAGGGUUAUUUCUCUGCAGAAGAGGCUCUGAGUACUCUACUGACCAUCCAGCUUGAAAUCCUGUCAUUAGAUCGCAGGCUGUCCUAAGUGGUCGAUGUGGAUGCUCUUAUUUAAAAGAGAUGAGUGUAGCUAGUGCUGUAGUUAGAGUAGAAACCUGGCUUUUGGCAACAUGGCAUGUUAAAGUGCCUCUACUGUGGCUGGAAGCUUGUGUUAACUGGAUCCAAGAAGAAAAUAAUAAUGCUAAUUUGAGUCAGGCACAAAUAAAUAAACAAGUGUUAGAGCAAUGGCUUCUUACCGACCUGAGAGACUUGGAACAUCCUCUCUUACCUGAUGACAUUUUAGAGGUUCCAAAGGGAGAGCUGAAUGGAUUUUAUGCUCUACAGAUCAAUUCUUUGGUUGAUGUAAGUCAACCUGCGUAUUCCCAGAUACAGAAGCUGAGAGGAAAGAAUACAACCAAUGAUCUAGUUUCAGCUGAAACACAGAGUACUCCAAAACCAUGGGAAGUAAAGCCUUCACGGAUGCUAAUGCUGCAGCUCACUGAUGGUGUCACACAAAUUCAGGGAAUGGAGUAUCAGUCUAUUCCAGCUCUCCAUAGUGGUCUUCCUCCAGGUACAAAAAUUUUAGUUCAUGGACACAUUUUGUUCCGUCUUGGUGUUCUCUUACUGAAACCAGAAAAUGUGAAGGUGUUAGGGGGUGAGGUAGAUGGUCUUUCAGAAGAAUAUGCCCAAGAAAAAGUACUUGCAAGAUUAAUUGGUGAACUUGAUCCUACAGUUCCAGUCAUUCCAAAUAAUUCCAAUCACAGUGUGCCCCGAGGUUCAGUGGGGUUAGAUGCUGUUUUGGGGCCUUCGGAUGAAGAACUCUUGGCAAGUCUUGAUGAAAGUGAAGAGCUUGCAGCAAAUAGUGAUGUGACUAUGGAAAGAAGCUGUUUCAGCACAGGCAGUUCCUCAAAUACUACUCCGACAAAUCAGUCUAGUUUUGAGCCAGUAUGUAAUAUUUCUUCAAGGCCAAAUGAGAAAGCACCCAGCCAGCCUGUGCAUUUCACUGAUGGGGAGUUUGAUGACUGUUCACUGGAAGAGGCCUUGCUUCUAGAAGAAACUGUCCAGAAAGAACAGAUGGAAACAAAAGCAUCACAGCCACUAACUUUGAAGGAAAACACAAGUAAAUGUAUGGAGAUCUUUUCACAUAAACCAAGUAUUCUGAACCAUAAACUGAUUCAUAAACAAGGAAACAGCAAUUUCGAUGAAAAAACAUUAUCUGAACAAAUGAUUCAUGAAGACAAAGUUUUUGACUGUCCAUCUCCUAGAGACCGUCAUAAGAGGCUCUUAGCUCGUGAUUUUACAAAUGAUACUAAGAUAUCAGAAGUAGAUGGUGCAGCACAACAAACCGUCAGCAGUUCAGAUGUACAUUGCCUAACUAAUAAAAUGUUAAACAGAAUGCUGGACAUAUCAGAAAGGAGUUUACACAUUUCUAAAGAAAAUGGCCACCCUUUCCAGACUUGCUCUUCAAAAUCAUUUGGGAAUAAUACUUACCCGUCUAUUGGCAUGGACUUACGCUCUUCACCCUUUAUCUAUCUGUCCGUCCUAAUGGCCAGAAAUCCAAGGGAAGUUACCACUGUGAAAGUCAAAGCAUUUAUUGUCACUUUAACUGGAAAUCUCUCAAGUUCUGGUGGCAUUUGGGGUGUAACUGCAAAGGUUUCUGAUGGUACUGCAUAUCUAGAUGUAGAUUUUAUAGAUGAAAUACUUACCAGUAUGAUAGGAUAUUCAGUACCAGAAAUGAAGCAAUUAAGAAAGGACCCUCUUAAAUAUAAAAAAUUCCUAGAAGGGUUACAGAAAUGUCAGCGAAAUCUGAUAGAUUUGUGUUGCCUAAUGACUAUUUCAUAUAAUCCUUCUUCAUGUAAAGCCAUGGUAUUGGAAUUAGAAGAUGUUGGUAUGGAACACCUUGAGAACCUAAAAAAACGGUUGAAUAAAUAAUUUGCCAGAAUACUAUUGGAGCACAUUUUAAAACAGGCAAAUAUUGGGAAUCAGAUUUGGUUAUUCUCAAUUUUGCAAUUCUAUAAAAGAAAAAAGCUACAGAGCUUAACAAUUACUGAGACAGCUCAGUGGCUGACCGGUUUUCUGCCAAGUAUGGUGACCUGAGUUUGAUCUCCUGGUCCCUUGAGGCAAAAGUCAAGACCCAGCUUCCAGAAUCUGUUGUUAGUUCUCUACAUAGGUAGCAUAGGACACACAUACACUAAGUAAGUGACAUUUAAAAAUAAAGAUGUUUAAUCAAAGUGUAUGUGUAAGAAUGUUUUUGUUUUGGUGAUACUGGCCCAGAGUCUUGUAAUGCUAGCAAGCUUCUCCCAUAGUCACAUCUCCAGACCCUUGGGGUGUUUGUUUGUUUUGUUUAUUUUUUGUUUUUCCUCCCUGGAAAUUGGAUCUCAUACCCAGGCUGUCCUCGAGCUCUCUUGGAUAGCUGAGCGAGACCUUGAGUUUCUGAUCUCUUGCCUCUACCUCCCAAGUACUAGGAUUCGGGUUGUGCAUUUUUACUUGGUACACCAGUUUAAAGCCAGGUCUCUGUGUGCUGGGCAAAUGCUCUACCAACUGAGCUGCAUCCCUAGUCCUUGUCGAAGGGUUUGCUAACCCACUCUCCUGAGAAAAUUGUUUUCCACUUGUCACUGAAUAGACCUAUUAAGAUGGGCUGACAGCAGUUUGCUGGGUAAAGGUGCCUGCUGCUGAGCCUGACAACCUGACACUAUUCCUGGGACCACAUGCUGGAAAGUGGAAACCCAGCUCUCACAAGAUGUCCUCUGAUUUCCAUCUGCAUGCCAUAGCAUGUGUAUGCCCCCUCUGCUGCAAACACGUACACACAAUGAAAUAAAAUUUAAUAAAUUGAUGUUCCCCAAAGAGAUAGUAUUGAAAAUGAGUGAUUUUACCUCUAAUAAGUUGAAUUUUUUUUUAAAUGUAAUUUUAAAGCUGAUUUAGAUGUCUUACAUUUACUAUCUGUAAAGGUCAGGGGACAACCUGUGAGACUUGGAUUUCUCCUACUGUGUGGAUUCUUGGGGUAAUAUUGUCAGACUUAGCAAGCUCCUUUACCUACUGAGCUGUGUGACGGGCCCUGUGGCUUUUGAGAUGUUAUCUUGAUACAUUUCCAGGAUCCUUUGAAUCAACUUUUCAUAUAAAUUAUUUGUGUUACUGUUUUAAAGAGACUACGCUCUUUUCCUUUUGCUGUACUAGAUUAUGUUUGGGAUAUGUAGUUUUUAAAUUGUGUGUGUGUGUGUGUGUGUAUGUAGAGAUUUCUUGAUGGUUAAUGAGCUGAUUGCUGCCUUUCCAGAGACUCCCAAGUUUGUUCCCGAAGAUGGGCUACUGAGCUUCCAGUAACUCCAUCUCCAGGAGAUUUGCUAACUCUCCUCUGGCUUCCUCAGGUGUGGCUAUAUGCACAUGUACAGGCAUAUGCACACACACAUAUAUUUUGAAGCAUGGUUUCUCUGUAGUCCUGGCUGUCCUGUAACUUGCUCUGUAGACCAGGCUGACUUCCAACUCACAGAGAUCCAACUGCCUCUCCCUCCUAAGUGCUGGGUUAAAGGCGUGUACAACUAUGUCAGGCUUCAUGACAGAGGGGGCAGGAACAGGAGAGAGAGAAUGGUAGUGGAGGCAAAAGGAUCAAAAGUUGAUCAUUCUUGGCUACAUAGAGGCCAGCUAGGCCCAUAUGAAACUUUGUCUCAAAAAAAGUUGAAUAAAAAGAUGUAAAAAAAAAAUGUUUUUCAUUGUGAAAAAAAAUUCACAGCACAAGAGUAGAUAUAUGCAUUUUUAACACAUGUGUCUAUGGCAUGUGUAGAUGCCCACAGAGGCUGGAAGAGUCCAUCAAAUCAUCUUGAGCUGGAGUUGUAGGUGUGUGUAAGCUGUCUACCUUGGGUACUUAGAGCUAAACUAUAGUCCCAGAAGAGUAGCAAGUGCUCUUAACCACCCAGCCAUCUCUUCCAAUUCCAGAAGAUGCAUUGGUUGUUUUGUGUCAACUUGACACAAAGAGUUAUCAGAGAGGAGGGAGCCUCAGUUGAGAAAAAUGUCCCCACGAGAACCAGCUGUAGGACAUUUUCUCAAUUAGUGGUCAGUGGGGGAAGACCCAGCCCAUUGUGGGCGGUACUAUCCCUGGGCUGGUAGUCCUGGGUUCUAUAAGCAGACCGAGCAAGCCACAGGAGCAAGCCAGUAAGCUGCACCUCUUCAUGGCCUCUGCGUCAACCUCUGAAUCCAGGUUCCAGUCCUGCUUGAGUUUGUAUCCUGACUUCCUCCAUUGAUGGACUAUGAGCUGGAAGUGUAAACCAAAUAAACUUCUACAAGAUG